Acanthosepion pharaonis is the source of this 669-nucleotide messenger RNA. The record is from the annotation of a GenBank genome assembly. Lineage: Eukaryota; Metazoa; Mollusca; Cephalopoda; Sepiida; Sepiidae.
AUGAUUGCGGAUGCCGAAUAUCAGAUUUUCAGUGUCCUCUAUACACGCACAAGCACACAUACCACACGUGUGCGCGCAUACAUACACACAUAUAACAAUUUGUUAACUAUCUAUCUCAGUCUGUUCACAUCUAUCUAUCUAUCUAUCUAUCUAUCUAUCUAUCUAUCUAUCUAUCUGUUCGUCUCUUUCAGUCUAUUUCAUCUCUGUUCAUCUAUCUAUCUAUCUAUCUAUCUAUCUAUCUAUCUAUCUAUCUUACCUUCAUUCUCUCUCAUUCUGUUCAUAUCUAUCUAUCUAUCUAUCUAUCUAUCUAUCUUCUAUCUUACCUUCAUUCUCUCUCAUUCUGUUCACAUCUAUCUAUCUAUCUAUCUAUCUAUCUAUCUCAGUUUAUUGAUAUCUAUCUAUCUACCUAACUCUCUGUCUGUUCAUAUUUAUCUCAAUCUGUUCAUAUCUAUCUAUCUAUCUAUCUAUCUAUCUAUCUAUCUAUCUAUCUAUCUAUCCCAGUCUGUUCAUAUCUAUCUAUCUAUCUAUCUAUUUAUCUAUCUAUCUCAGUCUGUUCAUAUCUAUCUAUCUAUCUCGCUCUUUCCCUUACCUAUCUCUCAGUCUGUUCAGAUCUAUCUAUCUAUCUAUCUAUCUAUCUAUCUAUCUAUCUAUCUAUCUAAUUAUUUCUAA